Messenger RNA from Cylicostephanus goldi, 407 nucleotides. The record is from the annotation of a GenBank genome assembly. NCBI's taxonomy places the organism in Eukaryota, Metazoa, Nematoda, Chromadorea, Rhabditida, Strongylidae.
UUGAUUGGAAAAUGCUGGCAGGCACAUAACAACAAUUUAUCGGAAUCAAUUUUUAGGGUGAUAGACGUCGGUGGCCAGCGAUCUGAACGAAAGAAAUGGAUUCACUGUUUCGACAAUGUAAAUGCGAUAAUUUUCAUUAGUUCGCUGUCAGAGUACGAUCAGACCUUGAGAGAGGACAAUUGCACGAAUCGAAUGCAAGAAUCGCUGAAACUGUUUGAUUCGAUUUGCAACAGCCCCUGGUUCGCUGACAUCCACUUCAUCCUCUUCUUGAACAAAAAGGAUCUAUUCGCUGAGAAAAUACAGCGCAGUCCAUUGACGAUCUGUUUCCCCGAAUAUAAGGGGCAGCAGAAUCAGACGGAGUGCAUCAACUACAUUCAGUGGAAAUUUGAGCAACUGAACAGGUAAUU